UCAAUAUAUGAACAAAAAUAAUAGCAAUACUUUGAAUGAAAUCAUAUGUUGUGUAUAUAUUCAUUGAAUAACACUCGAUUACGAGCCGAUACAAUGAAAGCCUAAAGUAUAGAACAAAAAAAAAAGUCGUCGACAAUACAUAGAAAUCUGUUGAUAUAGGUUAUAUUUUCUUUUGACAUUUAAAUUUUGAAAUCGAGAAAUAAAAAGCCAAUACGAACAUGAAUAAAAUGGGUGAGGGUGACAUCCUGACACAUUCUAUUCUAUUGCUAUAAUCGUUGUCGUUCGCCAUAUAGAGAUCGGAUCGUGUUGUCAUCGUCUCGUUGUUGUUUGUUAAUAUUUCUCUCCUUUCUUGCGUUUAUUUUUUUUUCUGCUCCCUAUUCAUUUUCUCUCUCUCUCUCCCUCUCUUUGUUUCUCUUUCUCUCUAAAAUAAGAAUAACGGCAGUAGUAAUAGCAGCAUAAAGCGGUCUGCAAUUCCUAGUUGACAGAACGGAACGGUGAUUAUUUACAACUCAACAUUUAUAUUAAAGAUAUUUUUUUCCAAUUAAAUAUGAGUGAAUUAAACACUAGCCGACAUUACUGGUCAUGGAGGAGUUGUUUUGCAACAGUAAAAUAUAAUAAAAAAAAAUCAAAGAAACAACAAAAUCAUCAAUCAAAGUAAGUAACUUUUAACGAUACAUUUUUCUUCUUUUUUUUUGACAAAGUCAAUAUAGAUAAGCUGAAAAAAUAUCUCAUAUUUUCAUAGUUUAAGCUUUUUAUAUGUAUAUAUAUAUAUUAUUUUUUAUAGUCUACAAACUUUUUUAAAUGGUCAUACACAUAAUAAACAUUUACAAACAGUUGAGAAAAAUGCAAAUAUUUUAUCUGAUUUUAAUUUAUCAUUAGAAAAUACAAAAUUAAAUGAAUAUAAUCAAAAUUUAAUAUCAAAUGAUGAUGCUGUAAAAAACGAAAUGUCAUCAAAUGACAACGAAAAUAACUCUAGUAAUGAUGACAACAUGCAACAAGUAGUUGAUACUAUUAAUUUGAAAAUGGUGAAUAAAAAGUCAUCAUCAUCAGUAGCAAGAUCAACACAAUUAGAUGCUAUCGUAGAAGAUUCAAGUGAAGAAAAUGCCGAUGAAUUUGAUGAACCAAUACAAUCUACCAGAUUAUGUAAUGAACACGAAUUAGUUAAUGAUUUGAAUAUUCUUCAUUCUCGUUUAUAUGAUUUAAGUAAAAUGAAUCAUAUUAUAAUACUAUUUAAUGAUAAUGGUUAUUUCCUCGGUGAAUUUAUGAAUCAAUUAAAUAAAUUAAAGCUAAAGAUUGAUGAUGUUAAACGUACUAGUAAUGAAAUGCCACGAGAUAGUGAAUUACUUGAAGCAAAAUAUUCAACGUUAUUAGCUACUGUUGAAUGUCUUUCAUUAUUACUAAAAAUUGCUCAAAUUACAUCAUCCCGUUCUUUUAUCAAUCGCCUUAUAUCUUCUAUCGAACAACGCAUAGAACAACUAAAUAAACUUGUUCAAUUGUCAUCGUCGAUUAACACACGUCAAAAACAAUUAGAUCUAAUUGAUGAUGACUUGAUAUCGUUUCGUAGUGCAUUUUCAUCAUAUGAACAUCUUUUAACAAUACCAUCCUGA
This is a messenger RNA of Adineta steineri, 1607 nucleotides long. Lineage: Eukaryota; Metazoa; Rotifera; Eurotatoria; Adinetida; Adinetidae. The record is from the annotation of a GenBank genome assembly.